UCCUCGCGGAGCCCGGGGCCGUUUGACAUCCUCCUCUCUCUCCGCGGCCGCCUCUCUGCUGGCGUCUGGCCGCCGGGUCCCCGGGCCGCAGUCCUCUGUCUCCCCGCCGGUGUCAGCUUCUGGAGCCGGACCAGGUGACCGUGAGGCGGCGGAAAAAGACGCUUCUCCCGAGGAAGGAGGGGGCGGAGUCUCCUCCAUCAGUCGCUGCAGGAUGAACGGCAGCAGCAGUGUCUCCGUCGCUCAGAGCGCCAGAAUCAAAAGUGAACCAGAUGAUUGGUCGAAGGAGGACUGUCUGACUCUGCUGGAGCGGAUCCGUAGUCUUCUGCCGGAUGCUGACGGGAUGAAAUAUAAAACCACCGAGUCGCACUUCGACUGGGAUAAAGUUUGUUUCGGCAGCUUCACCGGAGAAAUGUGCCGCCAGAAAUGGCAGAAAGUCUCCUCAGAGGUCAGAAAGUACCGAACGAUGACGGAGCUCAUCAUCGAUGCCGUGGAGUUUGUCAAGAACCCGUACAAAGGCAAGAAGCUCAAAACUCAUCCGGAUUUCCCCAAAAAACCUCUGACUCCGUACUUCCGUUUCUUCAUGGAGAAACGAGCCAAGUAUGCCAAGAUCCACCCGGAGAUGAGCAACCUGGACCUGACCAAGAUCCUGUCCAAGAAGUACAAAGAGCUGCCCGACAAGAAGAAGGUCUGACUCGCAUCACACCUGUCACUCACAUGUCACCUGUCUGUCACUCACAUCACACCUGUCACUCACAUGUCACCUGUCU
Molecule: messenger RNA, 767 nt
Organism: Plectropomus leopardus (leopard coralgrouper)
Lineage: Eukaryota; Metazoa; Chordata; Actinopteri; Perciformes; Serranidae
Source: RefSeq, a predicted model, not a curated record